AUGUCGACCGCGAAUAAGACCCGCGUUCGCCGCCAUUCUUUCUCCGCCUUUGGGCACCACCGUCACCGAAAUAUCCCACACAGCACCACGAGCCAUCCCGACAACCCCAUUCCCGUCGAGCCCGCCAGAAGCGAGGCCAUGCACAUUCCCCUCGACGCUCAAGUCUACCUGAGCAACCUGAGCGCCAUGGCCACCAGUCCCAGAUCCAGCGGCGACAGCCUCUCCCGUUACGCAGACCAUGCCACCACCACCAGCAGCGACUCCGACUCUCCCUCGACGCCUGCGACCGAACGGAGCGAUCUCGCCGAUGACUCGAUGAUUCAACAGAUGAAGCAGCUGUCCCUCGGCAAGCCUUCUCUCCCCAGGAAGCGAAGAGCAAGCACUACCUAUGCAUCCAACGUUCAAGACAUCAGAGAUCUGAUCGGCUCCGGAGCUGGCACCAAGUUCCUACAGAAAUACUGCUGCGGCGAGGGCUGCUGCAUGAUUGAAUCACUCCCACUGCACACGGAUGAGGUGACGUUCGCUCCCAUCAUCACGCCAAGCAACGACGCCUACCGAUUCCUCAACCUGGACUUGCGCUCUCUCUCGCUCGACACACAAUUGACCAAGAUUGUCCAUCUUCCCGAGAAGAAGGUGUCCUUCGGCACCGUUAGGAGAGAAUCCAUCACCGACAAGUUCCCGCAGGAGGCCCAGCACAGGCACGAUGCCGUUGAGGUUGGCAUGUAUCCGCCAGAGUACAUGAAGCCACAUCCACCUUACAACAUCUUCAAUGCCCCUCUAUAUGGAGCCCGUGAGCUCACCAAGCCGGGCGCUGAGAAGAGGACGUUUCACUUCGAUAUCGAUGUCACAGAUUAUCCCGAAGAAGGUGGCGUGGACUUCAAGGUUGGCGGCGCUGUUGGCGUCUGCCCGCCCAACGACCCCGACGUCGUCGAAGAUAUCAUGAAUCAACUCGGCAUUCCUCGAUUCCAACGAGACAAGGCGAUUCGACUACAUACGACGGGAGGCCGCUGGCCAACCAUCUGGGGCGACGAGCAAGCGAGAGAACUGGUGACCACUCGAAGGGAAGUCUUGACCUGGACUGUUGACAUAUCGUCUACGGCACCGACGAAGCCCGUGCUCAGGCUCCUUGCUGAGUAUGCCUCGGACCCGAACGAGAAGAAGAUCCUUCAAUACCUUUGCAGCGCUCAAGGCCAGGCCACUUUCUGCGACCUGCGAACGGGUCCUCAUACCACUCUGCAACAGCUCUUGCACGCUUUCCCUUCCGCGAAACCGCCUCUCGAGGGCCUUUGCGGCGUUCUGACCCAGCUGAUGCCUAGAUUCUACUCCUUGUCCAACGACCCUCAUGUCUCAUCAGCCCGCGAGGGCAUUGCUGGUCGCCGUCUGAUCGAGGUAGCUGUCACGGUUCACGAGGCCGACAACUACAGCGGUGGCAAGCGCACUGGAGUUGGGUCUGGCUUUUUGGAGAGACUGGCAAUGAAAUUCAUCGAGCAUGACGAGAAGGCACAGAAAGAGGCUGCAGCACAAGGCUUCACGCUCAAUCCCGGCGUCGGAGGUCGCCGCCUCAACCUGCACCUACCCAUGUUCCGCGGUCUGAUGUCCAACCCCCUGUCCAAGGAAUUCGUCAGCGAUGGCCCGAUGGUCCUCAUCGGCGCUGGGGUUGGCAUGGCGCCCUUCCGAGGCUUCAUCCUCAACCGACUUAAGAAUGCCAGCUGCGCGAACAAGAUCUGGCUCAUCCAGGGUAUCCGCGACAGCAUGCUCGACGAAAUCUACCGCGGCGAACUUGGAGCUCACGAGAAGGACAUCAAGAAGGUCGUUCAAUCUCGCGCACAGGCACUGCCUCCGGUAUCAGAAACUGAAGAUGGUGUCGACCAGCCCAAUGACGAUGAAUCGCGCCCCCCGGAGGUCACCGACCCGAAGAAGCAGAACAAAGUGGCCAAGUACGUCCAGGAUGAAGUGCGAAUGCAGGCCGACAUAGUGUGGUUCGUCAUCAACUCCAUCGAUGGGCGCAUCUUCGUCUGUGGCUCUACGAAGGGUAUGGGCGAGGGCGUUGAGGAGGCCCUGGUUGACGUGGCCAUGGACAAGGGCAAUCUGGACUACGAGACUGCCAAGCAGUUCUGGUCUGGAAAGAAAGAUGCUGGGCAGUAUAUUGCCGAGACGUGGUGA
Messenger RNA from Lecanosticta acicola, 2163 nucleotides. The record is from the annotation of a GenBank genome assembly. Lineage: Eukaryota; Fungi; Ascomycota; Dothideomycetes; Mycosphaerellales; Mycosphaerellaceae.